AUGCAGAAGUUACUUGUGUUUGCCUCCUUUCUGGUCCUGAUGACCACUUUUACAGACACUUCACCAAUUUUGACUGAAAAAGAUGCCAAACAGCUUCUGAGAACUCGUCGUGAAGGCAGACCAAGAAAAGCUGGUUUCCCUGAUGAACCAAUGAGGGAAUAUAUGCUUUACCUCCAGCGUCUGGAGCAGAGGUCAGAAGAACAAUUCCUUGAGCACUGGUUGAAUCCAUACUGCAUCCCCCACUGCAACAGGGAUUUAGUGCAUCCAGUCUAA
This is a messenger RNA of Merops nubicus (carmine bee-eater), 273 nucleotides long. Its product is annotated as chromosome unknown open reading frame, human C17orf67. The transcript has 3 exons. Lineage: Eukaryota; Metazoa; Chordata; Aves; Coraciiformes; Meropidae. The record is from RefSeq and is a predicted model, not a curated record. Bases 1 to 273 code for a protein of 90 amino acids.